Diaporthe batatas is the source of this 2817-nucleotide messenger RNA. RefSeq lists its product as uncharacterized. The transcript is spliced from 6 exons. Gene Ontology annotation, biological process: positive regulation of transcription by RNA polymerase II. The coding region runs from base 1 to 2817 and encodes 938 amino acids. The record is from RefSeq and is a predicted model, not a curated record. NCBI's taxonomy places the organism in Eukaryota, Fungi, Ascomycota, Sordariomycetes, Diaporthales, Diaporthaceae. Gene Ontology annotation, cellular component: nucleus. Gene Ontology annotation, molecular function: zinc ion binding; DNA-binding transcription factor activity, RNA polymerase II-specific; transcription cis-regulatory region binding.
AUGGAUUCAGUUGCUCUUGUGCCCGAAGGGGCCUCGGCCGACGGCUUCAGACCCCGAGAACUAUCACCAACCACGACGAACAAGGAUCCCUCCCCUCCUAAGAAGACGAAUAUUAGAAAAAGAACCAAGACCGGAUGCCUGACGUGCCGAAAACGCCGCAUCAAGUGCGACGAAGGAAAGCCCAUUUGUCAGAAUUGUAUCAAGUCAAAGCGCCAAUGCGAAGGCUAUAACACGCGUGUUGUUUUCAAAAACCCUAUGGGAGCGCUUCCUGGAGGGCCCUUCGGACCUAUUCCUCACUAUCAUCCGGACCCAACUGAGGCUCUCGUCAAUGCCCAGUUGUCUUCGACACACGCCAAAGCAUCCUCAUCGUCACAAGGGCCCCUUCCUUUCAUCGCGCCAAAGCCUCCCAGUCUGGACUUUGGGAGUGCUGAGCACUAUCAAUACCUUGCAGCAUUCCCUGGCCCGUUCCCGAGGGCCAAUCCCCCGAAUGCGCCUGGGUUAGGCGUCCACCAGCAACAGUACUUCAUGGGCCAGAUGUCCCCUGAUCUGUUUCUCGCACAGCAACCUAAUCACUUGAUGGAUUCGCCAGUGCAGAUGAACCAGCCUGAUUUACUCGACUUCUAUGGCCCGUCCCAUCCGCCGAGCCAUCCGCUGCCUCAGGGCUCCGUUCCGCCAGCCCCCAUCCAUACCAACUUUGCAAGUAUGGACAGGCUUGACGAUUCGGCAAUAUUGCCAAUAUCACCACCUUUCUCUCAGCCUGCUUCGGCCAAGACUGAUGCGGGAGACGUUAAAACGGAGGGUUGGUUCACUGAUGAGGACGAUGCCUCACUUGGCCUGAUGGAGGAUGGGCAGUCGCCAAACAGUACUAUUGAAGUUUCUGGGCUUGCAAUGACGGAUCGUCUGAAAUCUCCCCUUGAUCCAUAUGGAACACAAACAAAUCCAUGCUAUGGGCUUCCUGCGGACAACGUACUGGCCAACUACGCGCCAUCGCCCACGGAUACACCCUUGAACGACCCACAGACGGCUGAGGUGUUCUGGUAUUUUGUUACCAUGACGGCCCCCUCGCUGUCCAUGUACGAGCGCAAUGCAGCCGAUCCGUCACGAACCUUCUCGGGUGACGCUGUCCUACCACCUCAUCGCCACAUAUGGACGUAUAUCCUGCCACUCGCGUCUCUGCAACACCCGGCUCUUCUUCAAGCGAUACUCGCCAUAGGGAGCCUUCAAAUGGCCGUCUUGAAGAAUGAUGUGCCGACGGCGUCGUGGCUGCACUACGGCUUGUGCACCCGUCGCAGCUCCAAGAACUAUCGAAGUGCAACAAGAAGAGCCGAGCCCGCCACACUGGCUGCCACGCUAUUGCUAGGCUUCUACGAAGUGUGGUCCAGCAAUCAUGAGAAGUGGUGCACACACAUGCUUGGGGCGCGACAGCUCAUCAAGGAAACACCGUUCCGAGAGAUGAGCAGGCAGAUACUGGGAAUCCACCAGAAGAGGCGGCAGCAUCUCCUUGCACGGCGGACGCAGAACCAAUAUGGUGACUUCUCACCACAAGACAGCAACUCAAAUCACGAAAUUGCAGACAUCGACCUGGGCUUGGUCAAAGACUUGUCAGGGAAUCCCGUGAAUUUUGUGAAUGGUACAAGUGGGCCGGCUGCCCACUCAAAGACGAGGCACUGUACUGAACGCGAUAUCGAAAGUUUUGAGCACAUGAUGGACCUAUACUGGUGGUUCUGCAAGAUGGAUAUCUACCAGAGUACGCUAGGGGCUUCCAAGCUAUUCAUGGAAUUCGACCUGUGGACGCAGUGUCCCCCACGCGCACCGAUAAAUAGGAUCCACCAAGUAUACGGGACUUUCGAUCAUCUUCUACUCGUUUUGGCUCGGCUGUGCAACUUUGUUGCCAAUGACUUGCCACGCAAACGAAAGGCCAGGGAACAGGAAAACGGCACAAGCCCAAGAAGCCAGAACUCACCACCCCUAUUUGCCGGCAUGUUCCCGGGAAGGGGUGAUAUAAGAUUGCCCAGAGGCCUCAGCCCGCCGCAGGAGCCAUUCCCGUCGGCCGAGCAGAUGCACGACGCCUUGGACCUCGAGACCAGCACGCAGAAGGCCCUGGAGGAGUGGAACGGGAUAAUGCAAGCGUUCCAGCUGUUCAAGAGCAGCCUCGGGCCCGACUUCGACCCCCUCAACGGUGACGCCCACCCGCCCGAGGAUACGCCUUUUGGCCCGGCCUUGACGUACCACGCAUAUGCCGUCGCGGGCAUCUGGAUGAACUUCUACAUGGGCCUGGUCAUACUGCACCGCGCGCACCCGAGCAUGCCGCCGUUCGCGAUGGUGGCGGCGCACAUGAUCGCCAAGGAGACGGACCCUUAUGCCAACGAGAUCGGGCGGAUCGCGGCGGGCGUCGCUGGGAAUCUGUGCGUGGAUAGCGUGGUCAGCGCGCCGCAGUCCUCGGCGCUGAUCGAGUGCUGUUUCCCCAUCUUUGUCGGCGCCGUUCAGUACCGAGGAAAGCUCCAGAGACAAUGGGCAAUCAGGCUGCUCCACCAGAUCACAAGACACACCGGCUGGCAGACGGGGGACCAGAUCGCCAGCGGAUGUGAGGGGGCGUGGCGCAAGGCUGCGGCCAUGGGCGUCGCGCCUCCGUAUGAGCCCGAGUCGGAGUCGGACGCGCUCCGGCAGGGCUGGACGACACGCAGGCUUGACGAGCGGAUUCAAGAGGUGGACGAAGGGCAUAACAGGCCGGUGCUACAGAGGUCGGACCGGGCACACGUCGCGUUUGGGUUGCUCAGCGUAGAAGACGACAUGGAGAGGCUGACUUUAGAGGACUAA